AUGGGUCUACUGGCAGGUUGCGGUAGCCAAGAGAGGACGAGUACAUACUCCAAGCUAAACUUUAACCUAUUGACAGACUACACUAAGCCAUUCCUGUUCCCGAUAAGCAUAUCGAACCGACGCUAUAAUCUUGUCAAACCUCUGAUGGAGAACGGUGCGUCAUCUGAGGGCAAAGAUCCCUCUGCCUUCCUGAGUGAAAUUAUCGGCGCGCCUGUGACUGUGAAACUCAAUUCUGGUGUCGUCUACAAAGGCCAACGCUCAGACUUUGCCUUAGGUGAACUGCAAUCAGUUGAUGGUUAUAUGAAUAUUGCUUUGGAGAAGACUGAAGAAUAUGUCAACGGACGAUUGAGGCGGAACUAUGGGGACGCUUUUGUACGUGGAAAUAAUGUUCUGUACAUCUCAGCGAGCUAG
Messenger RNA from Rasamsonia emersonii CBS 393.64, 411 nucleotides. RefSeq names its product U6 snRNA-associated Sm-like protein LSm6. Lineage: Eukaryota; Fungi; Ascomycota; Eurotiomycetes; Eurotiales; Trichocomaceae. Gene Ontology annotation, molecular function: RNA binding. The record is from RefSeq and is a predicted model, not a curated record. Gene Ontology annotation, cellular component: P-body; U4/U6 x U5 tri-snRNP complex; nucleolus. The transcript is spliced from 5 exons. Gene Ontology annotation, biological process: mRNA splicing, via spliceosome; maturation of SSU-rRNA. The coding region runs from base 1 to 411 and encodes 136 amino acids.